This is a messenger RNA of Paramormyrops kingsleyae, 1931 nucleotides long. RefSeq names its product alpha-N-acetylgalactosaminide alpha-2,6-sialyltransferase 2-like. Lineage: Eukaryota; Metazoa; Chordata; Actinopteri; Osteoglossiformes; Mormyridae. Gene Ontology annotation, molecular function: sialyltransferase activity. The record is from RefSeq and is a predicted model, not a curated record.
UAUAUCAGUACUUACCUGUUAUGACGCCCUUUGUGCCAUUUAAGACAUGACUAUUACACGCCAGCAGUUGUGCAACGCUUGUAGUUUCGGUUUCAGAGAAGCACCCCCCGCCCCCCGAUUAUUUCUGACAUAAAACAGAAAGACACUCGUACGUCAGGCUUCUGAAAACGUAAUAGGACAUCUUUAUAUAGUACCUUUCUGGUAGCUUGGCAGCCAGGUUGCUGGUAUUCCUCGGGGAAUCCCUCUGGAUUUCAGCGGUCGGCGAGCACUCCUGCGGCCACAAAGCUGACGGGGAAAGGAAGUUGUCGCUCCGUGUUACGAAGUGUGAGCAGACUACCUGUCCAUACAGGACAAUGAAAAUAACCACGCGAUGGCGGGUGAGACAUCUGUUAUGCGUUCUGCUUAUGUUCUUCUUCCUUGGCAUCUUCUUCCUGUCCACCAGUCCACAACUCGGUGUUCCCAGCGGAAUCCCCCACAUGUCCCUCGACAGAAUCAAGAUUGCCUUCAGAACCACUGAGAUCCCGAAGAUCUUACACGCAUCCACGGCUCCUGCAGUGGUAGGACCUACAGAUCCUCCUUACAUUGGUGACAAAUAUGCCCAGGAGGACUCAUUUCCACAAAGGGUCUGCCAGGAUAGCAUACGGCAGAAAGUUGCAGGGACGAUUUUCGAGCCAAAGAUCCUGCCCAGGAUCCCUGUGUUGCAGUGGCACAAGCACUUUUCUCCAGAAGAGUACCGUCGCCUUCAGAACUACCCUGGAUCACAUGGCUGGGGGGAGGUUGACUACCAAAUCUUGGCUGCAUCCCUCACUCUCCUCAACACCACGGCCAAUGGGCUCAUGUUUGACGACUGGGAGAGUCGGGCUAAUGGCUCCUCCUGCAUCCGCUGUGCAGUGGUGGGGAACGGGGGAAUCCUUCGUGGCUCCAAGAUGGGCCGCGAGAUCGACCAGCACCACUACGUCUUCAGGACGAACGCAGCGGUGAUCCGGGGUUUUGAGGAGGAUGUAGGAUUACGCACUUCCAUCUACACAUUCUCCACCAAUACCAUGCGCAACUCCAUCCUUUCUACAGCGAACCAUGAGGGACCCCCUAAGUCCGAGGAGACCAGAUAUGUCUUUAUACCAGACCAUGACCAGGACUACGUGUUGGUGAAGGCCGCUGUGAAAGACACGCCUGUGGAGAAAGGGCGAGAACGCGGCGAGAUGGCAUCCAAAUACUUUGGCCCCAACGUGACGGCAAGAAAGUUGAAAAUGUAUCACCCAGACUUCAUCCGCUACCUGAGAAACAGGUUCCUGCGUUCCCCGAUCUUGAAGACCAGCUACUGGAACUUGUUCCGGCCAUCCACCGGUGCCGUGAUGCUGCUGGCUGCCCUGCACACGUGCGAUCAGGUCAGCGCCUACGGCUUCAUGACCCCCGACUACCAGAAGUACUCUAACCACUAUUACGACCGGACCUUCCAGACUGUGCAGUUCUUCUCCAACCACGACUACCGCAUGGAGCUGAAGCUCUGGCAGGAGCUGCAUGAAAACAAACUCAUUCGACUAUAUAUGCGCUAGAGGACACCUGAGACAUCGCCCACGAGAAACAAGAGAGCCGUUGAUAAGCCUUAGACAUUCCAGAUGCACUUCCUAUGUUGUAUUUUCUGUUUUCUCCAGUUAAAUGUGAGGAUAUUGUUGUAUAAUAAUGUAUACUACACCUGUUUAUGUUACGAAGUUAAGGCAUGUUUACGUGCUGUUUAGGAAUGUUCUAUGGAUGCAUUAUGAAGGUGCACUGAAUUAUAAAGGCAUUACGAAGGUGCAGUUAAUGCAAUGUGUUACCAAACAUUUUAAUAUUAAUUUCUUAUAUCCUUUCUAAUUUUAUGUGGUAUUACUAAAUGUGAAUGAUAAAUAUUGUUGAUAUUUAUUUUCAAAUAAAACCAGAAAACCUUUCUCAUA